Messenger RNA from Erythranthe guttata (spotted monkey flower), 2090 nucleotides. RefSeq names its product RNA helicase 1 (gene RH1). The record is from RefSeq and is a predicted model, not a curated record. Lineage: Eukaryota; Viridiplantae; Streptophyta; Magnoliopsida; Lamiales; Phrymaceae. Gene Ontology annotation, molecular function: nucleic acid binding; ATP binding.
UGGGCCUAAAAUUGAGCCCAAAUAACAAGUUAAAUACACCUCAAUUUGUAAUUAAAUUGGGGGAAUUUACUUCCCAUCAGGCACGGUUCAUGAUUUAGGGUUUUUCUAAUUUUAGAAUUUCUCACUUCGGCCAAUCCCGCUGGGCUGCUAUCUUGCGACAUUCUUUCAUUUUCUUUCUCCUGUGAAUAUAUAUCCCAAACAACCUUGUUUGAUCAACAAAUACUCCAAAUUAUUAUUGUAAUAAAACAGAGCUCGGAAAAUCUACAAUGGUGGAAUCGGCGACAGAGAUAAAGAAGAAGACAAAUUUACCUGCCAUACCAUGGAUGAGAGACCCAGUAGACAUUAACCUAUCCGAGCCAUGUCCCUUGGAUUCGCUUCCUUUUCUUGACCCAAGACUAAAGAUGGCUCUGCUGCAUAAUUCGGAUAUCAAGGAUAUGGCAUCGUUGUUUCCUGUACAAGUAGCAGUUUGGCACGAAACGAUCGGGCCGGGUUCUUUUGACAGAGAUCUUUGCAUAAACUCUCCUACAGGGAGUGGGAAGACUCUUUCUUAUGUGUUACCCAUUGUGCAAAUGCUAUCUACUCGUGUAACUAAGUGUCUUCGAGCUCUCGUGGUGUUGCCCACUCGUGAUUUGGCCGUGCAGGUCAAGGAAGUAUUUGACUAUUUGGCCCCUGCUGUCGGUUUGUCAGUGGGUUUAGCGGUUGGUCAAUCUUCGAUGGCCGAUGACAUUUCAAUGCUCAUCAAGAAACCCGAACUAAAGAGUAGCAUCUUUUACGACCCUGAAUAUGUUCGUCCGGAGCCAACAAGUGCAGUGGACAUACUUAUAGCAACACCAGGAAGGUUGAUGGAUCACAUCGACAAUACCGAUGGUUUCACACUCGAACAUCUCCAAUUUCUUGUUGUCGAUGAAACAGAUCGUUUAUUAAGGGAAUCGUAUCAAUCUUGGCUACCUACUGUUCUUCAAUCGGUGUACUCUAAUAAUCGAAAUCAGUUUCCUUUUGCCGACAACAUUAUUCUUCCUAAAUUCGGUUCACUGAAGACCAUAAGGAGUUUCGGCGUUGACAGAGGGUUUAAGGGUAAGCCGCACCCGAGACUCGUAAAGAUGGUUUUAUCGGCCACGUUAACUAAAGAUCCAAGUAAGAUUGCACAGCUUAAUCUUCACCAUCCUUUUCUCUUAACCACCGUGCAAAAGCGAGACGAGCCUCCUAAAAGAUAUUAUCUUCCGGAACAGCUGAAAUCCUUUAAAGUGGUGUGCAAAUCGAAGCUCAAACCACUUUAUCUACUUGCGCUUUUGGAAAGUUUGAAAUGGGAGAAAUGUAUUGUUUUCACAUCGUCUGUUGAGUCAACUCACAGGCUGUGUACUUUAUUGAAUUUCUUUGAUGGCCUCCAAAUUAAGUUUGAACAGUACUCCCGCUCUCAACCCCAGGCCAUAAGAAGUAAGACGUUGAGGGCAUUUAGAGCAGGAAGAAUACAAGUACUUAUUUGCUCCGAUUUAAUAUCUCGAGGGAUGGAUGUUAAAGGGGUUAAAAUCGUAAUAAAUUACGAUAUGCCUGCAUUUACUAAGACCUAUGUUCAUCGAGCUGGUCGAACUGCAAGAGCAGGGCAAGUUGGAAGCUGCUUCACGCUUCUGCGCAACGACGAGGUUAAGAAAUUCAAAAAGCUGUUACAGAAAGCUGGAAAUGAAUCAUGUCCCGAUUAUUGCGUUCCAUCCGAAUCUGUAGAGUCAUUUCGUCUUACUUACAAUACAGCUUUGGAGAGAUUGAAAGAGAGUAUUGAAUCGGGGAAAAUACAGAGAAGGCAAGGCGGAAAGAAAGAGAAAAAAGCGCUUGAAGAAACUGCAUGAUGUUUUUUUAACAUUUUUUCCCAUAUAAUUUUUUUUUCUUCGUUUUUUAGUUCUAACAGAUGAAAUGGCUGAAUCUCCAUUUUUCCACUGUCAGUUGAUUUGCAAGUUUUUGCUAAUUGACUGCGUAAUCUUGCCGGAAUUAUGUGGAGAAAAAUAGAGAUAUUGUUAUGUUUCAUUUUUGGUUCUACUAAUUUAUAAUUUAAAGCGGUUUGCUUCCAUUUACAAGUAUAUAUAUAACUUGCUUAUUUA